CCACCCUACUGGGAUCUGCACGCAUCAUCCGAAAAUACAUCACACAGUCCUAGAUACUUGGGAAGUGUUUGACUUGUGAUUUUGUGAUAUGAAAUCCAGCAUGUCUAUCUUGUUUGCUGUGUCAUACAAUAAAAUAAUAAUAAUAAUAAUAAUAAUAAUAAUAAUAAUAAUAAUAAUAAUAAUAAUAAUAAUAAUAAGGGUUGUAAGAGAAGAAGAGACCCCUUGGGUCAUUUAGCCCAACCCCCUUCUGCCCUUGUGCCGUGAGGGCCGGAUAAAUUGCUUCGAUGGGCCGCAUCCGGCCCCCGGGCCUUAGUUUGGGGACCCCUGCUGUAGUGUUAUCUAUUUUUAUUCUUGAAUGUGAGCCGAAAAUGCCAUGUUAUUCUUUCCCUUCUCCAUUUGGAUGUGUUCUUUCUUAAAGCCGGGAGAGCAAGACUUUUGAGCAGGAAUUCCCUUUGGGCAACAAAAACAAAGCAAGUCGGCUUCCAGAGCAGGAGCCAAGAAGUGCGUGGAGGUGGUGCUGGUUUUGGGAGAUGGGGCAGGACCUGGAUGGCGAGGAAGGCAGCCCAGGGGGGGGGGGGGAGAGAGAAGGAGCUCCUCGCUUGCAGCCAAGGCUCCUUUCCUGCCAAGGAGCAGUGGGAACGGAGAGAGCUCUUCCUCGGGAAACCUGUUGCGGGAUACGGAAUUUCAUUAACUCCGGAUCAGGAGCAAAGAGGUCUCUCUGCCUUUGCUUCUCCGGCGACCCUUCUCCCAAUUGCAGGAGGCUCGUUGUCUUGGAAAUCCCAGCCCCAUGAUGCCUGGACUGCAGUACAGCCUCUUCCUCUUCUUCUGCUUAACGUCCUGCCAGGAAUCUCCGGCUUCCCAGAGCUGCUUGAACAAGCAGCAGCUUCUGGCCACCGUCCGUCAAAUGCAGCAAUUCCUGAAAGGCCAUGAAACACGAUUUGUAGAGGGAAUACGACACAUGAAACACCGACUAACAACCCUGCAAAACACAUUGACUAAAGCUGCGCCAGAACCGCAAGCGGUGUUCUGCCCGGUUCUGGAAGUUCCUCUGCAUGGAAAGAAAUUUGGCACCAAGAACAUGGUGGACCACGAAGUCCAUUUCAUCUGUAAUCCUGGGUUCCAGCUCACUGGUUCCAGUUCUCGGAUGUGCCAGCCUAAUGGUACUUGGACUGGAGAAGCCACUCAGUGCAAAGGUGUCAGUGAAUGCACCCCUCAUUUCUGCCAGAAUGGGGGAACAUGUGUCAAUGAAGGUGAACAGUACAAAUGCAUUUGCUCAAAGGACUGGACUGGCUCCAACUGCCAAUACCAAACACAGACAGUUCCUCCCACAUGGAGCGUGACCAAUGACCCAGGAUUCAGUCGAAAACCACGCUGUGCCAAAUUUGACCAUAUGCAGCAAUGCAGCUGUGAAGCCGGCUUCCAUAUGAGUGGCACCUCAGAAAACAGCAUCUGUCAAGAUGUGAAUGAAUGCAAAGUCUACAAGCUGGAGGGAGCCCCCGGCCUCUGUAUGCACACCUGCAUCAACAUUCCUGGCUCCUACCACUGCUCCUGCCCCACUGGGUACCGGCUCUUCAGCGAUGGGAAGAGCUGUGAAGAUAUUGACGAAUGUGUGCUUUUACUACACAACUGCACUACAGGAACAAUGUGUAUUAAUACAGGAGGAGGUUUUCAGUGUGUUAAUCCAGAGUGUCCGAAGCCUAAUGGAAAUGUCAGCUAUGUGAAAACAUCACCAUUUCAAUGUGAGCGGAACCCAUGCCCGAUGGACAGCAGGUCGUGCCAUUAUGCGCCGAAGACCAUCUCCUUCCAUUACCUUCCUCUGCCCUCCAACCUCGUCACUCCCACCCCGCUCUUCCGCAUGGCCACUGCUUCAGCCCCCGGGCGGCCCGGCCCUGACAGCCUGCGGUUUGGGAUUGUGGGCGGAAACAGCCGCGGGCAUUUUGUGAUGCAGCGCUCGGACAGACAGACGGGAGAACUCAUCCUGACGCAAAGCCUGCAGGGACCUCAGGCCACGCAAGUGGAAGUGGACAUGUCCGAAUACCUGGGCCGCUCCUUCCAAGCGAAGCACGUUUCAAAGAUCACCCUCUUUGUCUCAGCUUACGAGUUUUAAAAGCAGCUGGUUUAUACAAGGAAACACAUGACUCAGAGACUGCUCCUGUUCAUCAGGAAUUAUUUGUUUUGUUUAAGCAUGGGAUCCAGUGAGCUGUGCCACAAUCUCUGGGACUGGCAUCAGGCAUGGCUCCCUGGGCACUGUAUGCCUGCAUUAAUAGAAAUCACUUCUUCCUGGCACUGCUAGGACCAUGGCCUGAUAGCCUUUGUAUAUCUGCUCUGGCUGAUCUUCACAUCUUGGAGAAGUGACCUUUUUGGCAGAAUCCCCAGGCAACAUGGCCAAUGGAGAAAUUAUUUUUUUGUUUAUGGGAUUCUAUUUCAAAAAUGUAACUUCUCUAAGGGCAUUAGAUGUCCCAUUGAGCUUUAGAAAGGAAGAAAGGGAAAGCAUAAUAUAAUUUAGUACUAAUCACUCUUGUAGUUCCACAUACACCAUUGCAAUUCCACAUACCUGUCUCCAAAAUGGUCAACCCCAUAUGCCAGCAUACAUGAAGACAGACUGCUCUUAGAAUCAAAGAGUUGGAUUCUUCAUGCACCCUGGCAUGCAAAACUCUCCCAUCAGAUGGUCAUCCAAUCUCUGAUUAAAAAUUUCUAGAGAAGGAGACUUCAUCUCACUCCAAGGGAUCGUAUUCCACUAUCGAACAGCCCCUAUUAUCAUGAAGUUCUUCCUAAUGUUUAGGUGGAAUCUCUUCCAUAGUUUGAAUCUAUUUGUCUAUAUCCUAGUCUCUAGAGUAGUCAGAAAACAAAUUUACACCUUUCUCAAUAUGACAUCUGCUCUUAAAGUCUGUUUUUUGCCCACAGAAAAAGUCAGACAUAGGUGUGUGUGUGUGUGUGUGUGUGUGUGUGUGUGUGUGUGUGUGUAUAUAUAUAUAUAUAUAUAUCAUUAUCUCUAAGAUGAUGCAUAUAAAUAAGAAUAUAUUCAUGCUACUGCAAGAGAUCUUAUUUUGCUGCUGGUUUGACAUAUGUAGAAAUAGUUAGCUGUGGUCAGCUUCCAGUGGAAGUCAACAGAGAGAGCCAUGCUGGAAGACCUAGACUUUUCUAGAAAGGUGUUCUAUCAGGUUACAAAGAUAGCAGUUUUUUUAUUUACAGUUUUUCACUUCCACAGGGGUCCUGUGCCCCUAGGUAAAGGUUUUCCCCUGAAAUUAAAUCCAGUCGUGUCCGACUCUGGGGGUUGGUGCUCAUCUCCAUUUCUAAGCCGAAGAGCCGGCGUUGUCCGUAAAAACCUCCAAGGUCGUGGCUGGCAUAAUCACAUGGAGUGCCGUUACCUUCCCACUGAAGCGGUACCUAUUUAUCUACUCACCUUUGCAUGUUUUCAAACUGCUAGGUUGGCAGAAGCUGGGGCUAACAGUGGGCUCCUGCACCGCUCCCCGGAUUCGAACCUGCGACCUUUUGGUCCCCAAGUUCAGCAGCUUGGCACUUUAAUACGCUGUGCCACCGGGGGCUCCCCCUGUGCCCCCAACCCCAGUGAAUGUGAAGGGUGUCUAUUUCCAUUUUUGCAAUGGAACUCAUGGAGACAAAAAUGUGGCAAAAAUGCUCCCGUCACCUAGAAAACAUGAUGGGAACUUUUAAGAAAAAAUGUUUGGGGUGCCAUGAGAUACAGAUGGUGAGCGUGAUGAUUUCUGAGUGAGAUUUUUAUUACAGCCAACCAGACCUCUGGGAGCUACCUACAAUUAAAAAGUACAGUAGAGUCUCACUUAUCCAACAUAAACGGGCCGGCAGAACAUUGGAUAAGCAAAAAUGUUGGAUAAUGAGGGAUUAAGGAAAAGCCUAUUAAACAUCAAAUUACAUUAUGAUUUUACAAAUUAAGCACCAAAACAUCAUGUUUUACAACAAGUCUGCCGCUUGUUUGGGAGUGUGGCUGCACUUGUGUUGUUGUUGGCCGUGUUGUCCUGCUGUGCAUUAUUGUCUAGAGAAACAGCUGUGGAUCCGGGUGGGAGGCAGGCUGCAUUGGAUAAUACUGGACAUUGGAUAAGCGAAGGUUGGAUAAGCGAGACUCUACUGUGGUUGUUAUUUUCUAACAAGUUGGCUUUGACUAAUGUAAAGUGGCCUAUGCUUAUACCCUAUUACAUCAUGUUUUACCUAAUAUAUUUUUAAAUAAUAUAAUAUUUUUCAUAAUAUAAUAUUUUUACAUUAUUUUUCCAAGCAAUGGCAGUGUAAAGAUUUUUUUGAAACAUUUCCUCAAGUGAUUUGUUUGAGUUUUACUUUUAUGAGAAGCUGUUUCCCACUGAAAUAUCAGAGAACAUGGUGAGCGGGCUUCUAUCAAAGAUAGCUUUGUUUGUAAUUUUUAAUUGAGUAUUUUGGAUUGUACUUAUCUUCUUACACAGUAUAUAUGUGUGUGGGAACAAGAAUGAUAGAAACUGAGACAAACUUAGAGCAAUGUGGAUUAAAACGUAUAUAAAGCCGAACAGUGGCAAACAUCCAUUCCUCCA
This is a messenger RNA of Anolis carolinensis (green anole), 4532 nucleotides long. It is a transcript of the gene fbln7, whose product is annotated as fibulin 7. Bases 788 to 2107 code for a protein of 439 amino acids. NCBI's taxonomy places the organism in Eukaryota, Metazoa, Chordata, Lepidosauria, Squamata, Anolidae. Gene Ontology annotation, molecular function: calcium ion binding. The transcript is spliced from 8 exons. The record is from RefSeq and is a predicted model, not a curated record.